UCACUUCCCAGUUGAGAAGAUGGCGUACGGACGGACAGGAACGUUCGACAAAACUAACCCUUUUGCGGACGACGAGGACGAUCUAACCGGCGGGGAUGAGGACGAUGGAGGGUGGGACUUGAUGAGGGAUGAGUUGGCCACCCGGCAGGGUAAUAUUUCCCGCAGUACGCAGCGCUGCUUAGGCGCUAUCGCCGAGUCGGAGAGAGUCGGCGUGGCCACAGCAGAGGAGCUUCUCCACCAGCGAGAGCAGCUGGAGAGAACAGAGAAGAACCUGGACAAGAUAAACAAGGAUCUGGACGUGUCCCAGAGGCACAUCACCUCCAUCAAGUCCAUGUGGGGCGGGGUCAUCAACUUCUUCAAGAAGAAACCUCAGGAGCCUCCACCGGUUGCUUCGGAACAGGAGACAAAAGUCCAGGGUGCUCCAAAGCUGAGACAAGCCAUGGAGGCGUCCCAGAACCAGCCCAGGCCGGCCGGAGAACACCCCGCAAUGCAGCUACGGGACGAGAGCCGCUACGCACACGGGACCUCACAGAGCUUCCAGAAAUGGAACGCAGAAUUUGAGGACAACCUAGACGACAUGUCAACCGGCCUGGGCACUCUCAAGUCGCUGGCUAUGGGUUUGAAUGACGAGAUUACAGAGCAAAACGCAAUGCUGGACAGAUUAGGGGACAAGACAGACAAGUCGGAGUUACGAAUUCAUGGCACAAAUAAGGAGAUGAGAAACAUGCUCAAAUAAUAAUAGAGCUGUGUACUGCCAGCUUGUAGGAUAGCCUGUCAGUUAAUGCUUUGAAUGAAAUACAAGGAAUAUAAAGUGUGUUAUUUUUGCAAACAUUUUCAUCUAGUAUAUAUAACCAAAUACAUGUAAUGUAGUCUUCUUUGUGUCAAUGGCAAAGAAGUAUAACCUUCUUGCAUAAUAUGUAACUUUGACCUUCCUUAGAAUUAGAUUGUAGUUCUAGGUGAUCCUGGUAGCUAUCGUAAGAUUCGGUGAGAUGCCUACGCAAGUAGAUCAAAGAUGUAUGUCUGUAUCAUUGCUUCUUGAGGCAGUGUUAGUGUUCGUGUUAGUUUUGUUAGAGAGUUAGAUAUGUCAAGUGGGUAUAUACCUUUGUACAAUCUUUGUACAUGUGGCCAUUGCUUGUGGCCAGUUUUAAGUUAUUCUAAUGUUUCAUGUACCAUAACUUAUGUAAGAUUUGUAGAAAUGUGU
This is a messenger RNA of Branchiostoma belcheri (Belcher's lancelet), 1201 nucleotides long. RefSeq names its product synaptosomal-associated protein 29-like. The transcript has 3 exons. The record is from RefSeq and is a predicted model, not a curated record. Gene Ontology annotation, cellular component: SNARE complex; plasma membrane. Bases 20 to 736 code for a protein of 238 amino acids. Gene Ontology annotation, biological process: synaptic vesicle priming; exocytosis; synaptic vesicle fusion to presynaptic active zone membrane. Gene Ontology annotation, molecular function: syntaxin binding; SNAP receptor activity. Lineage: Eukaryota; Metazoa; Chordata; Leptocardii; Amphioxiformes; Branchiostomatidae.